AUUGUGUAUAGAGUCGACACAGAUAGGAAAUCUUCCCAACGGGAAAGUUUGAUUUCUCGAGGGAAAAGCCUAAGUCUUCAAAAUGUUUUUGCGAAGAAUUUCAGGUAUGUGUCUUUGGAGAUGUUAAUGCUUUUAUUUCCACGUAUUCCAGAAUUUUCACGCUUUUUAUACUUUUCAGCCUUCGUCCUUGGGAUCUUCUCUUUAAUUGGUAAGUAGUCUCAGAACCCUAACUAACUAGUCGACAUUCUCUAAUCCAUUCAACAACUUAAAAAACUGUACUGGAUUUAAGGAGGAGUUGACGAAUCCUAAAAACGGUGCUCUUUACCAAAAUUAAAUCAGACAGCCCAUUUUAGCGACCAGCUUGGAGAAGAAGGUUUUAACAAGUGGUACCUGAUUUGUAUACCUAGUUGAAAAAUACAAACAUGAAGUUACGAAAUAAAGGCGAAUUUUUUUGGCAGACAAACACCUCAAAAAGGUAGAAUCCUGAGAAAGUGCUGAUGUUUGAGUUAUGUAUGUGUUGAUCUUCUGAUGCAUUGAAGCGAACAGGACCGUGUAAUUUCAGAAGAGAACACUAGAUCAGAUCCACUUAUUGAGUCAAAAGUGUUAUCACCAUAACAGGUGCCACAUACGUUUCCUUUUUGAAAUCACCAGGUUUGUCGUAUUCCUACAUAGAAGUUGUGGACACAAACCCAGGUAACCUAUUUAGUUUCAGUGUGCCUCACUUCUUUACAAAAAACAUUCAAAUCUCGUUUGUCAGUUUGUGUAAAGAUUAUAUAGUUUUCUUUUUUGACCUCACUUAGAUUUAACUUCCAGAUAAGUCGUGCUUUUGAUAAAAACGGAAUAUUUUGCCUUUGCCAUUUUCCCCUACAUCUUAUUAAAACUGUACAUGCCUGUGAGUCUUUUACGCUGACAGAGCUUUACAACUGCGGUUAAAACUUCCGAUAUUGUUAUUUGUCUCUGUUUCAAACCGAGGCAAGUUUCGCUGUUCUGCACUUGCGCACUGACUAAACCAUGAAGUUUCGUCGUAUCUGUCUGUUAAAUAAAGCGUACCUUUAAGUCAGUUCAACAUAUAAACAGGAAGAAUCUCUGAUCACACACGGUAUGAACGGUUAAGGUAUUCCAUUAUACGUCAAAAGUUUAAUAUGUCAUCUUUGCAGAUAUGAUUGGCUGUUACAAGGACGAUAAGGCGCUGGAUGACAACUUCCGCCUGGUGCAGCCUCGAGCACUUGGAUAUGAAAUUCAGCAUUUUUCCUCAAAACAAGACUGUGUUGACCAAUGCGCUGACAGAGGUUUUCCUUACGCUGGCCUGCAAAACGGUGAUCUUUGUUUCUGCGGGAAUACUUUUGACAAGUAUGGCCGAGCUGAUGAUAAGGAAUGUAACAUUAAGUGCAGAAAACCCGACGAUCCUGUUGAGUACGUUGAAAAUUCGUUUGAGUCCUGUGGUGGACGAUGGAGAAAUUCUGUCUACGCUGGUCAGUCAAACAUUGCUGUAAAAUCGUAGUAUGUACUUAUUGACUGUCCUCUUGUGUGCACGACGACAGGUCUACCGGAACACUAACUAACCCUGCUUUCAUCUUUACAGUGGGUUUAUGGAUAAAAUUAUCCCGAAGUUAGGAGAUAGCCUUGAUCUUUGUUACACUCAAGACCAAGGGUACAUUAUUUGCCCCAUACGGAACGACCUUUUUUUUCUGCUGCGAUUUCUGUAUGGUGCGCAAAAAAAAUCUGGACUGUGUUUCAUAUUAUUAAAGGCUAGACUGCUCGUAAGUACGCAAUUAGCCAAACGUAUUAGACCCCGAGACUAAAAAUUAUUUCUAUGUGUGUUUUUCUAGUAACUGGGGUUAAAUCUGCUGAACGCAAAGCUGCUCUCAAAUGGUGGGAACAAUGAACAGGUUUGUGUUUGGAAACUCAUCUCAUCUUUAAAAUCACUUUCCCUUAGGAAACAUUCUGGUUCAAAGUGUAACAAGCCUUGUUUUACUCUUGCUAGAAUUUGACUCCUCAAAGAUAUCUUUUAGAGACGAUCCGAGGAAGACCAAGCUCCGCGGAGAGAUUAAAGCCAGACAAUGGACGAAGUCGAUCAAGACUUAAAGUAAUAUUUUUUCAGUAAUAAACCCUCUGAAGUGAUACGUCUAUGGGCGCGUGUAGGGUACUUGCCACACCAUUGAGCUAGGCACUGUGACAUUUACUUUCAGAUGGCUUAUUAGAACCUUCCAGUAUUUUAUACUCGGUGUAAAGCUUUUUAUCUUUGUAGAUAUAGGUGUUGAUUUUUUAGUUACAAGAUCGCGACACUUAAGCGCUGUUUGCGCAUUAUCUCCAUAAUACGGAUCACUUUUUAGGAAGAUCAGUGAUCACAUAUCUACUUAUCAGGGCGUGGAGAUAUUAAUAGUGUUACAUUAAAGCAUAAUUAAUUAAAACAAGAUAAUGGUGCAAAAAAAUCGAGAAAAAGAAAUAAGAGCAGGAAUUCCUCGAGCACGCAAGACAUCUCAGCCUUAUCGAGAAGGUCUGAGGUUUGAUUUUUCGCAGGGAACACAGAUAUUUCUCUUUUGUUCUGCGCUUGUGACGAGAGUAAUCGUAUCCUUAUUUGCUUCAAUCUGUUUGUAAAUACAUUGCGACCAUACACCAUACAAUGCCAAAUAAAAAAACAAUGGAAUAAUACAUAGAUGCGUUUACUAGUAAAAAACUUUAUUUGGAUAUAAGAAUCUACUUUUAGCUCAAGAGCACUUGAUUUGUGAUAAAAGACAGCACUGAUAAUGAU
Molecule: messenger RNA, 2752 nt
Organism: Pocillopora meandrina
Lineage: Eukaryota; Metazoa; Cnidaria; Anthozoa; Scleractinia; Pocilloporidae
Source: the annotation of a GenBank genome assembly